Neolamprologus brichardi is the source of this 1916-nucleotide messenger RNA. Lineage: Eukaryota; Metazoa; Chordata; Actinopteri; Cichliformes; Cichlidae. The record is from RefSeq and is a predicted model, not a curated record.
UCCUAUUGUGUGCAUAAUAUUGUGUGCAACGCAAAGAUGUGGAGCCUUCAAAACCGGCUUUUCAUCCUCUGCAUUUCUCUGAGAUGUGUGACCAGUGCAGUAGGGGUGCUCAGUGUCACUGGAUAUCUGAGAAGAGAGGUUAACAUUUCCUGCUCUUAUCAUCCGGGUUAUGAAUCAUAUGAGAAGUACCUCUGUAAGAACAGUUGUGGCAGGGGUGAUGUUCUUAUUACAACAACAAACCCAGUGAAAUAUAAAUACAUGAUCCAUGAUGACAAAAUAGCACGAAUCUUCACAACGACCAUCUCUGAUCUUCGUUCCAUGGAUGCCGGGAAAUACUGGUGUGCUGUGAAAAGACUUUUGAAAGAUAUCUACACUGAAGUUGAGCUGAAAUUAGUAAAAGGUAAACAAAAACUUGGUCAAAUUCUGUUGCACACUGAAAGCGAGUUACGGAAGUUCCUCUGUAAGGGAGACCAGCACAACAGCUGCAUGGACAUGACCAAUCAAAGCAGGUUCACUGUCCAUGAUAAUGUUUCUUCCAGCUCUUUCUUGGUGAUGAUUGCAGAGCUGGAAGCAGCUGAUGCUGGGACAUACUGGUGUGGGUCAGAUUCACAAUGGAAAGUUGGAAACUACACCAAGAUGGAGCUGUCGGUUUUUCUGCAGCACACACUGGGAACUCUGGAAACAAAUAACCCAGCACUCUAUGUGGUUUACAUUGUAACCCCUGUGCUCCUAUUGAUGUGUGUCCUGUUUAUUCUUUAUAAGUACAGAUGUUCCACAGUUAAAGGUGAUGAAGCCACAAGCAGAAAUACCCAAAAUAAGCUAUAGAGCUCAGAGGAAGCGAUGGGGGCAGCAGAAAGUGGAAACUCAAGAAGCUGAGAUGACUGGUAGCCACUAUGAGGAUAUCGGUGGAGAUGAAGUAUCUAUCAAAACUUUACCAGAAAAAAAAAAAUCUACCGUGAUACAAAAUUUCAGCAGAAGACUGUUUUGUUUUUUGCUUGAUUUUCAUAACAAAAUCUGCUGUUUUUAUAAAAUUGUAGAAAAACCAGAAUAUAAAUUAUCAAUAUGAGUGUAAAGAGAAUUAAUAAGCAAGAAAAAAAAAAGGUGCAUGGAAUUAAUAUUAAGUUUAACAGUAGAAUUAUUUUUUUUUUAGCUUAGUAUUAUAUUUUACUGAUGCAUUCAAACAAAAAAGAAAGAAAAUAAAACACAUGUCCACAAAACUGUUUAACUGGUCAGUUUUUCAAAGCACCUCCAGCCCGUUGCAGACGGACAUCCUUCAGAGGAGCCAGGAAAUUAAACUUCCUUCCUUAACUUUCAAUGUCACUACUAUUGUGUAGCCGUGAAUACAGUUAUUGUGGUGGCGUAUUUAAAUAAGUGUAUUGGAAAAGAAUCCUGUUACUCAUGAACUGUUGUCAGAUUCUCUUCAUGUGUGUUAAUUUUAAAAGCUAACUUUAUAAAAUUAAUAAUAAUAAACCCCAUUUUAGAGAUAGAACAUAAAUUGCUAUUUAGAGAGUAAGUUGUUUAAAAUAGUAAGUUUGAUUUUCCUGACUAACGAUUAUGGACUUUCCAGAUGACAGAAAUAUGUAUGUGUGUGUGUGUGUGUGUGUGUGUGUGCAGCCUCCUAGAGAAGCGGGGUAAAGGUAGCUGAGGUAGUGUGUCAGAGAGGAGGAUGCUGGAAAGAAAACUCCUCAGCUUCGGGGACAGUCCGUCUCAGCGUCUCACCUCAUGCAUUAAUUUUAUUCACUGUGUCACUUUCUGCCUAUUUGCACUGUGAUAGCUUAGUUGGUGUAAAGCGAAUCCUAUGACUUUAUUUUUAAUUGCACUGACUAUAUAAAAGGCACACCAAUUUCCUUUUGGAUUAAAAAAGUUCUUAUCAAAUAUUUCAUUUACUCUGCUUCUUAAGUGUGUGAAUUCAAUAG